AACAUCAAACAGAAUCGGGCCGGGUUUGCAGAAUAUGUCGGCGUCGGAUUCAGCUUUGCCGGAGGAGUUAUGGAGGCGAAUCCUUGAAAUCGGAAUUGAAUCGUCCAACUUCAACUACAAAGAUCUUUGCUGCCUCUCCAUAACUUGCACCCUCCUCAAUCGACUCUCCUCCGAUGAUUCUCUCUGGUCCUCUUUGUUCUCCGCCGAUUUUCCCCAAUAUCAACCUCCUUCAUCUUCAUGUUCUGUUUCCAGCAAAUGGCUCUACAAAAUUAGAUACGAGAAAGUUCGAGAACAGAAGCUUUUGGCCCAUAGAAGGGCUGUUUUAAGAAUUCAGAGUGAAAUUAAUGAGCAUUCUAGGAGGAUUGGAAAGAUGGAACUUCGAUCUGCAGAGGAGAAAGGGAAAAUGAAGAAUACUGUUGCUGAGUUGUUAAAUUUGCAUAAGAUCAGGCAAGCCAAAGUUGCACUAAAUGUUUGGCAGCCAGAGAUUGUCCGGGGUAAGCAGAAGCAGAUGGUUGAGCAGUGCAAUGUACCUAUUGAUAGUCGUAUCCAUGCCAUUGAGAUGGAGCUCAAGCUAUGCAAACAACAAAUUCAAGGGUUAGAGAAGGCCCUAAGUGUUGAAAAAAAGAGAAUGCAGACAGCAAAGGAGAAACUGGCUUCAGUAGAAUAUCACCCCUUGCGGGAAUUUAACUCAACAGUCAGCCCAAUUGAUGAACAUGACAUGAGAAGGAAAAGAUUUAAGAACUUCAUCAAGUGUAAAGUUCUAAGCCUUACUGCUCUUUCUAUCUAUGCAAUUUGAAUUGUUAUUUUCAGGAAAAGCAAAUGCCUGUUUACUUGAGUUGGGAUGGAAAGAAUGCAAUGUAAUGUCGUAGGAGUGGCUUUUCCAGAUUAUCAACUUUGCUUUUCAAUGAUACAUAAUCUAAGUGGAUAUCAAGUACACCUCCGUUCCAAAUUUGUUUGACACUCUCCUAUUAGUUUGUUCCAAAAAGAACGACACAUUCUAUAGUUGAAAAUUAUUGACUUC
Messenger RNA from Solanum verrucosum, 1021 nucleotides. Its product is annotated as F-box protein SKIP24. Bases 35 to 796 code for a protein of 253 amino acids. The record is from RefSeq and is a predicted model, not a curated record. Gene Ontology annotation, molecular function: protein binding. The transcript has 4 exons. NCBI's taxonomy places the organism in Eukaryota, Viridiplantae, Streptophyta, Magnoliopsida, Solanales, Solanaceae.